ACAGUAUUCCUGAAAUCAUUCGAAAUGUUCAAGUCAAUUGUUUUGUUGAGUGUUGUGGCCUGUUCAUUGGCUGCUGUUUUGCCUGACGGUGAAAAUGUGCACGUAAAUGUACCGAUUGUUUCGGUGGAAAAUGUUGUGGAGCCUGACGGUGCCUUCCAUUUCAACUACGAAUCCGCCGAUGGAACCAAAGUGCACGAGGAGGGAACCAUCAAAGCAGGCUCCAAACCCGAAGAAGUUGUGGAAUCGGUGCAAGGAGGCUACGAGUUCAUGUCUCCCGAAGGCAAAAAGAUUUUGGUGCAGUAUAUCGCCGACGAAAACGGAUUUCAGCCACAAAGUGACAUCCUCCCAGUGGCCCCCCCAAUACCCGAAGCCAUCGCCAGGUCCAUCAAAUACAACAUGGAGCACCCACAGAAAGAUGAUGCCUAUGUUGUCCAGAAAAAAGUUGUUGCUUGAAAAAUUUGCUAAAAAAUUAUUUUAAUGUCUGUAAAUAUGUAGAUAUGUAUAAUAAUAAUACAACAACCACAAAUAAAUAAAUAUGUAGC
This is a messenger RNA of Brassicogethes aeneus, 542 nucleotides long. Lineage: Eukaryota; Metazoa; Arthropoda; Insecta; Coleoptera; Nitidulidae. The record is from the annotation of a GenBank genome assembly.